AUGGAGAUCCAGUUGCUGCCACUUCCUAUUUCUCUUUUAACAUUGUGCUCUUUGAGCUGUAGUGCAAUAUUUAGCGUAGCAUCAUCCCCCUCGUUAGCAAAGCCUAAUUGUCCAUCCCAUUGUGGAAGCAUAGAAAUCCCUUUUCCUUUUGGAAUUGGACCGGGUUGUUACCAAGACAACAGCACAUUUGACCGCGGGUUCCAGAUAUUGUGUGACAGUUCGACCAAUCCACCAAAACCUUUCUUGAAACUUCCCAACAAUACUCGACCGGAGGUGCUCGAGAUAUCUCUUAAGGGCACUCUAAGAAUUAACAGUCCUAUCUUCUUUUCCGAUUGCCCUAACAAGCUAAACAACCGCCAGUCACCAAACCUACCCAACCUGCUUUUAUAUACUCCUUUUCGGGUGUCAGAGGAGAACAAGUUCACUUCGGUGAGUUGCGGGAGGAUUGCAUCGCUGACGUUCCCGGAGCGUGAAGGGCAAAUAAUGGCUGUCUGUUUGUCCAUUUGUGAUGAGUACAGUCCCGUAUUGGUAAAUAAUACCUGCAAUGGUAUCAACUGUUGUCAGACAUCCAUUCCUUUUUCCACUUUUGGAGUCCUCAAUACUAGUUUUGGACCUUUGAUAAAUGGUAGCGGCUCUGAAACAUCAGCUUGCAAGUAUGCGUUCCUGGUAGACCCAGAAUGGUUUACUUCACAUUCAACAAAUACUUCUGCCAUUGCUGAGAUGGAUUACGUUCCCAUAGUGCUAGAAUGGUGGUUGAUGUUCGGAGGAAUAGAUAAUUCUACUUCUACUCAAGAUAACAUGAACAGGAAUUGCAAAUCUUGGAGAGGUCCAUGUUUCUGCUCAAAGGGCUAUCAAGGAAACCCCUAUCUUCUUGGUGGAUGUCAAGAUAUCAAUGAAUGCGAGGAUCCAAAACUCCCUAAUAUAUGUGGUUCUGCCGUUUGUUCGAAUAUUGAUGGAACCUUUGAAUGCUACACCUACAACCCACAACCUCAAAAUUUAGUUCUCUGCAGUGUUUUGGGACUGGUUUUUGUAAUCAUUGGCGUGUGGUGCUUGCACAAAGUCUUAAAGAAAAGGAAAAACAUUAAGCGCAAGCAAAAGUUCUAUACACAGAAUGGUGGUUUGUUGUUGGAGAAACUAUUAUCUUCUGGUGAGAUCAAUGUUGAGAUGAUUAAGUUGUUCGAUGCAAAAGAAUUAGAGAAAGCCACAGAUCAGUUUAAUGCAGACAGAAUUCUCGGUGAAGGAGGCCAAGGUACAGUUUAUAAAGGAAUGUUGACAGAUGGAAGAAUUGUUGCUGUCAAGAAGUCAAAAAUAGCAGACAAAGGAGAAGUGUGUCAAUUCAUUAAUGAAAUUUUCAUUCUUUCACAAAUUAACCACAGGAAUGUGGUUAAACUCUUGGGAUGUUGUUUAGAGAGUGAAGUUCCCUUAUUAGUUUAUGAAUUCCUACCUAAUGGAACCCUUUCUCAAUACAUUCGCAGUCGUGAUGAGGACUUCCCUCUUACAUGGGAAAUACGAUUACGAGUUGGUACCGAAGUUGCUGGAGCCCUUUCCUACUUGCAUUCAUCUGCUUCUAUGCCCAUUUACCAUCGAGACAUUAAGUCUUCAAACAUACUCUUGGAUGAGAAGCAUAGAGCAAAAGUUGCAGAUUUUGGAACCUCAAGAUCGGUUUCCAUUGACCAAACGCAUCUUACCAUGACACACGUAAAUGGAACUUUUGGUUAUCUGGACCCUGAGUACUUCCAGUCUAGCCAAUUCACAGAUAAAAGUGAUGUUUAUAGCUUUGGAGUAGUCCUUGCCGAGCUCUUGACUGGACAAAAACCAGUUUCUGUAACAAGGUCAGAGGAGGGGAGACAAGAAGGGAGAAGCCUAGCAACUUAUUUCAUUGUUUCCAUGGAGGAGAAUUUCUUGUUUGAUAUUCUUGAUGCUGAAGUUAUGAAAGGAGGUAAGAAAGAAGAGAUAAUGGCGGUUGCUAAUCUUGCAAAACGUUGCUUGAAUAUGAAAGGAAAGAAGCGUCCUACUAUGAAAGAAAUAGCAGUUGAGUUGGAGGGAAUUCUAAUGUCAAGUAAAUCUUCUGAUGUUGAACGCAUUACAGAGAUUCAAUAUCUCCAGACGAAAAUUGUCAAGGCUUGGGGUGUUGUUUCCACAUCAACAGGGUCUCAUUUGAACAGUGGUUCACCAUUAGAUGUGCAACCACUAUUGUCUUUCAAUUCGCACUGA
Molecule: messenger RNA, 2214 nt
Organism: Fragaria vesca subsp. vesca
Lineage: Eukaryota; Viridiplantae; Streptophyta; Magnoliopsida; Rosales; Rosaceae
Product: wall-associated receptor kinase-like 2-like
Exons: 3
Coding region: 1-2214 (737 amino acids)
Biological process (GO): protein phosphorylation; cell surface receptor signaling pathway
Cellular component (GO): plasma membrane
Molecular function (GO): polysaccharide binding; ATP binding; protein serine/threonine kinase activity
Source: RefSeq, a predicted model, not a curated record